Messenger RNA from Jaminaea rosea, 1229 nucleotides. RefSeq lists its product as hypothetical. The coding region runs from base 1 to 948 and encodes 315 amino acids. The transcript has 2 exons. The record is from RefSeq and is a predicted model, not a curated record. Lineage: Eukaryota; Fungi; Basidiomycota; Exobasidiomycetes; Microstromatales.
AUGGCCUUCACGGCCGCGUUCCUGCCAUCAUCGUCGGUCGUGAGAUCGAUAUUUCCGAGAGCGAGUCAGCAUGGCUCAGCCGUCUGCGCUAGGGCGGCGCAAAGCUCUCCUUCCUCUUGCUCUUCCUCCUCCGUUCUCAACCGCCUCUACGCAACAGCGCCCAAAGGUCGACCAUCUUCUUCCUCGUCCAAAUUCAAGCCUACCGCCAGCCCUCGACCGACUCCUCGGCCAGACCCCUCUCAACCUCUCGUUCUCUACACUGGACCCCCUCAGUAUCGUCCUGUAGUCUCGCAUUUCCUCCUGCUGGUCUUCUCCGUCGUAGGCAUCACAACGGGGGCGAAUGUGCAGAAGCACGCCGUCUGGCCGCUAUGGCCUACAAAGGACGGCAAGGAACAGAAGUUGAUGGACGAGAAGGUCAGAAUAGCUACGGGCGUUGGAGUGGGCGUAGCAGGCAUCAUGUUGGGGAGCCUCUUCAAGUGGGCGGCUGCUAAGAACAUCACGCGCAUCACCCUGAUCGAACAGGCAGGCAAGCCCCUCCUGAACAUCAAAGUCGCCUCGCCUCCCCUCUUCAAUCGCGAGCUGAUCACCCGGGGCCACCCUCGCGUCAUCACGGAAGGUCGAGGCUCCCCAGAGUUCACCGUCCCCCUCUCCUGCGUCGUUCGUACCACUGGAUCGGCCGUCGCAGCGGGGUGGGUCGACGAGCGCACCGCCGGCCGGGACAGGCGGACGAUCACGCUGCAGGUGGGCAGUAAUGGGAGCGAGGCCUAUGUGCUCGAGACGGCUGGUGGAUUGGAGCCGAAUAGGGAGAAGAGCGCCAAUGUUGUGGCCUACUGGUUCAGAGUGUUUGAGUGGGCGGUGAUUAGGGGCAGGCCGGAACCGCCUUACUUCUGGUCUAGGCAGGCAUUCGAUGAGUUGAUCCCGCCGGCGGGGCCGAGAAGGAUGAGAUGAGCGCAGUUGAGGAGCAUCAGAAGGGUUCUACGACGAUGAGGCCUCGGUGAGAGCCUUGCGCCACUCCCGACUGGUUGAAGCAGCCCUAGCUAGGGUAUGCCGGGCUUGCUGCGUGGCGAGAAGGAAGAGCGGGAAGAGAAGGUGUGAAGGACGAUUGCGGAAGGCAAAUGUAUCAGUAGACAAAUCCUCGAGUGGCAACAUUAGCAGCAUCCUCCGCUCUCACCUUGAGCAUCUGUGAGCGCAUGGCAGGCCAAGCAGAACCCUGAAGCUGUCAGCAGACG